Messenger RNA from Paramecium octaurelia, 488 nucleotides. Lineage: Eukaryota; Ciliophora; Oligohymenophorea; Peniculida; Parameciidae. The record is from the annotation of a GenBank genome assembly.
AUGACUGAUAUUGAAGAAAAGCCUAUAUUAAAAGUUGAAGAGCAAAAGGACUAGCGUGGGGUAUGUUAUAUAAGUAAUGUUCCACCUUAAAUGCCUAUAAGUAAAAUAAGGGAACUGCUAUAACCAUAUGGUAUAGAGCGAGUAUAUUUUAAAAGUAAAGGAUCUGGAAAUAAUAGAAGUUACAGUGAAGGGUGGGUUGAAUUUAAAGAUAAAAAGAUUGCUAAAAUGGCAGCUUUGUCAUUGAAUGGGACUAACAUCAGUAACUAUUUUGGAAUAAUGUUUUAGUUUAGAAGAAACAUAAAUAAUUAUCAGAUUAUAUGUGGUCAAUAAAGUAUUUGGCAGGAUUCAAGUGGGAUGAUUUGAAUGAGAAUUUUAAUUAUGAGAGGAGAGUGUAAAAGAAGAAAUUGGAUUUGGAAAUAAACUAAUCAAAGAAAGAACAUGAGUUUUAUUUAGAAAAAACAAUAAAAAAAAAAGUUAAAUAAUAAUGA